Messenger RNA from Dendroctonus ponderosae (mountain pine beetle), 1268 nucleotides. Its product is annotated as pyruvate dehydrogenase E1 component subunit alpha, mitochondrial. The coding region runs from base 16 to 1230 and encodes 404 amino acids. Gene Ontology annotation, molecular function: oxidoreductase activity, acting on the aldehyde or oxo group of donors, disulfide as acceptor. The record is from RefSeq and is a predicted model, not a curated record. The transcript is spliced from 6 exons. Lineage: Eukaryota; Metazoa; Arthropoda; Insecta; Coleoptera; Curculionidae.
AAUACAACCUGCACAAUGUCGAUGACCCAACAAAUCUGCCUGCCAAAACUGACAAUGUGGACAAUAAAAGUCCCUGUGAGAAUUGCAAAGCGAAUUAGCCAAUUUCAGGCUAGAACUCUUGUGAUCAAUGUCGAUCAAAUGUUCGAUAGCAAAGUGUAUAAACUGCAUCUUCUGGAGGAUGGCCCUUCACACACGUCUGAGCUGACGAAGGGCGAUGCCUUGCGCUUUUACCAGCAGAUGGAUGAGAUUAGGAAAGUUGAAAACUCCAUCGCUCAGCUGUACAGGGAGAAGAAAAUCAGAGGUUUUUGCCAUCUUUAUGUGGGUCAGGAAGCUGUAGCAGUGGGAAUUAACUCGAUUAUGAAACCCGAGGACACUGUGAUUACUUCAUAUAGAUGCCACGGUUGGGCGGUGUUAAAGUGCGAGUCUGUGGCUUCAGUUAUAGCAGAACUGAUUGGGAAUAAAUCGGGCGCUUCAAGAGGCAAGGGAGGCUCAAUGCAUAUCUACGGCCCUCAAUUUUUCGGAGGAAAUGGAAUAGUUGGCAGCCACGUUCCUUUGGGCGUGGGCAUCGGUUUGAAGCAUAGAUAUUUGGAUAAUAAGGCCAUAUCGGUUACCCUUUAUGGAGAUGGAGCGGCUAAUCAAGGACAAGUGUUCGAGGCUUUCAAUCUGGCCAAGCUCCUGAAUAUCCCAGUGCUUUUCGUCGUUGAAAACAACCAAUACGGACUUGGGACCGCAUGCAGUAGAAGUUCGGCAAAUAAUGAAUACUACAGACAAAGCUCCUUCCUGCCCGGAAUACGAGCAAGCGGGAUGGACAUACUCAGUGUUAUUGAAGCUGCCAAAUAUUGCUUCAAGCAUAUCCAGGACGGCAAAGGCCCCAUAAUCUUGGAGAUGAUGACCUAUCGGUAUUUUGGACACUCCAUGUCCGACCCUGGAACCAGCUAUAGAGAUCGGAGUGAAAUCCAAGAGGUCAGAGAGAAGAAAGAUUGCAUUCAUCACUUGAAGCAGUUGAUUUUGGAUAGUAAUUUGGCAAAGGAGGACGAAAUUAAAGCGAUUGAGAAUGAAAACAAAGAAAAAGUUGCCAAAGCAACAGAAGAAGCGAUUAAGGGAAGUCCUCCUUCUUUGGAAGAACUCACAGCGGACCAUUAUGCCGUUUGGUCAGAGAAAGUCCGAAUUCCCAGAAUGCUGGAAUGGGUACCAUAUAAAACCAUUGCCCAUAAUAAACCCCCUAAGUAACUUUUAUCCAUCAAAAUAAAACCAGUAUCUAAUGAAAA